AUGAAGGUUCUCAGUGCGCACAUUCUCUGUUCGGUAUUGCUGCUGCUCCCGAGUACCAAUGCCUUCUCUUCAGACCUCUUAAAGCGGGCCUUGAAGUUUGAUCCAUCGUGUACCACCAAGUAUGGCACGCUUACCGCAAAGCAGCUUCUCGAUAAGAGUAUCGACAUGCAGCCUAGCAUAGCUAAAGCCGGAAAGGACGGUCUGGACACAGUCAUCGCCAUGCUCGAAUAUCAGAGCAAGGCACCUGGUGUUAAAAAGCCUUCUGUCAGCAAAGACGAGCUCAACAAGAUCAUCGCCACCUACCGGGUUCUAUUUGGAGACAUCAAGACUAAGAACAGCAAUGGAACAACGAAUCUCAACUUUGAGAAGGAGGUAAAGGAGCACCUCACUGCCAUCAAGGUGACCAGAGAUUCCCUAGCCCGGAUGACCAGGACUGAAAAACCCGAUCUAAUUAUUCACUGUAACGAUGACUGGCUGAGUGAGAGGCAGCCGAAGGGUGCAAAACCCAUGCCUACCGAUCCCUUGAAAACAGGCGUCAAGUACAUUUACGACAUGGAUCGGAAGAUUUGGAUCAGGCUCAAGGGUGGAAAGCCGUGUCAGGGCGACAAAGCUAUAGCGGUAAAGGUGAACGAAGUAGUCGAUGGCGCUCGCGAGACGGGCCUUGGACGGAUCACAAUAUGUAAAGGGUAUCUGAAGCGGCAGCAGCAGCUUGAAAAAGAUAAGCAGCCUCAUCUUUGGGACAUCUCUAAGUCCACGCUUCCAAGUACUUUCACGACAUAUACGCAAGCUGGCAAGAAGGAUCAAGUUCUCCCCUUUCACAUCUCGGCUUUUGACAAGACAAUUGGAGCGAAAUGGUUCCAUGAAUUUAUGCACACUCAGUUCUUCCAUACUACUCGUAAGGAGUUCGCGGAUCAGAAAGUUCCAGAUGCUAACGGUGGCACUGGGGUUAAAGCGUCUGGGUUCAAUGGCGCAGUUGGCCUAGCAAAGCAGAACGGAGGCAAGAACAUUAGAGUAUCGUCUCGUAACAUCGACACAAUCCUGUACUGGUCGUUGGCUAUGUACUACAACAAAUGGCUAUGGAGUACCGGAAAGCCCGAGGACCCAAGCAGCUUGACCGCUGCACCAGUGAAGGCUAGGAACAUCGAUGAAAGGUUCCAAGUCAAGGUUGCCGCGAAGAAGCCCCCAAAGAAGACCGUCAAGCCAGCUGAUCCUCCCAAGACCGAAGUACCACCACGACAACCACCACCACCGCAGUCAGAAACUCCAGUCGAGCCACCAAAAACCAAAAAGCCUGUCGAUCCGCCGAACACUAGUGCCGCACCGCCACCUCCACUAACAUCACUCCGGGCACCCCCGCCACCGGGAAGUACGCAGGCUGGACCGUCAGCCAGCUCUUUAACGCCGUUACCAUCGAGUAGUACAGCUCCAUCAGUACCAGCUUCGCAAACAUAUCCGCUUUUCGGUACCCAGAUGCCCAGAUUCAAGUCCGUAUCGACCCUCUCGGCAAGUAUCCCAAUCUCUGUACCAUCAACCCUUUCAGGUUCAGUCAGUGCCUCAGUUAGCCUGCCAAAUUCUUGCUCCAAAACUCUCUGCACUCUGGCGUCUUCUUCUGCCACCCCUGCAUAUUCCGCCGCCAUUCCCGAAGAAACCUUCGAAUCUGAGCCCAUGAACGCCGGCUCUAUGACUGGCUCGGAGAUCCUUCAGAUGGCCGAGUCCAUCGCAUCGGAACAGAUCGUUGCUAUGGGAUUGUGGGAUCAGUUCUUUGCUGGAAUGGGGUUGUCGGCGGAGUCACCAGAUGAGGUAAUUGAAGGUGAUCCAACAGUGAGUGCGGGAAUGGGAUUGCCGAUGGAGACGGGUGGAGCGGGGGCUGUUGCGAACGGGACGUGGACUACACCGGUCUUGAGGGUGAGGAGCUGGGGCGAGGGAGAGGGGGAUGUAUGA
Molecule: messenger RNA, 1941 nt
Organism: Didymella exigua CBS 183.55
Lineage: Eukaryota; Fungi; Ascomycota; Dothideomycetes; Pleosporales; Didymellaceae
Exons: 2
Coding region: 1-1941 (646 amino acids)
Source: RefSeq, a predicted model, not a curated record